AUGGCAUCGGACGGCUCUGUUGAGCUUCGGGAGAAGGAGCUGGGGGUUGAUCCCCAGGUGCCCCGGAGCGGAGACUCCUCGGCUAGUACUAUGGGAGAGAACCCCAUGAACCUCAUCAACGAUGCUGAUGUAGAGACCCUCACCAAAAUUGCCACCCAACACUCACGCCGCCAAUCAACAUAUGGCGGCGAGGACUCUUUGACAGUCCUGGCGCAACAGGACCCAUCGCUGGAUCCCACUUCGGGCAAAUUCGACUUGCGCAAGUGGCUCAAGACGGCCAUCAAUGAUCGAGGCCGGGAUGGCGCUCCGGGUCAUACAUCGGACGUCGUCUUCAAGAACUUGAACGUCUACGGAUCGGGGGCGGCGCUCCAGUUCCAGGAUACUCUGUCAUCCACACUCUCGGCACCCUUCAGAUGGCCCCAGCGUCUUCGACAAUCGCGUGCUCCUCAGAGGCGCAUUCUGAAGGAUUUCAAUGGUAUUAUGAAGAGUGGCGAGCUUUUGCUUGUCCUCGGUCGCCCCGGUGCUGGGUGCAGUACCUUCUUGAAGUCAUUGACCGGAGAGCUUCACGGGUUGGAUAUGGACAAGGAGAGCUCCAUCCACUACAAUGGAAUUCCCCAAGAUCGCAUGAUGAAGGAGUUCAAGGGUGAAGUUGUCUACAACCAAGAGGUUGAUAGGCAUUUCCCUCACUUGACCGUCGGUCAGACUUUGGAGUUUGCCGCCGCUACACGAACCCCCGCCAAUCGAUUCCAAGAUAUGACGCGGACUGAACACGCCAAAUACGUGGCUCAGAUUAUCAUGGCAGUCUUUGGAUUGAGCCACACCUACAACACACGAGUUGGUGAUGACUUCGUUCGCGGUGUCUCCGGCGGAGAACGCAAGCGUGUCAGUAUCGCCGAGAUGGCUGUCGCCCAUGCCCCCAUCGCCGCUUGGGAUAACUCGACCCGAGGACUGGACUCGGCUACAGCGCUGAAAUUCGUCGAAGCUCUCCGCCUCUCUGCGGAUAUCACGGGCUCAUGCCACGCAGUUGCGGCCUACCAGGCAAGUCAAAGCAUUUACGACAUCUUCGACAAAGUAAUUCUGCUUUACGAAGGCCGACAAAUCUACUACGGCUCUGCCGCUGGCGCUAAGUCUUACUUCGAAGAUCAGGGUUGGGAUUGCCCCACUCGACAGACUACUGGUGACUUCCUUACCUCAAUCACCAACCCUCAGGAGCGCCGCGCCAAGCCCGGUAUGGAGAACCGUGUUCCUCGUACCCCCGAAGAUUUCGAGGCUGCGUGGAUCAACUCUCCCCAGUACAAGCAUGUGAUUGAUCAGAUUACUGCUUACGAGACGCAAAACCCCGUCAGCCCCGACGCACAGGCUCUCGCUGACCUCCGAGACACCAAGCGUGGUGCUCAAGCCAAGCACACUCGCCCCAAGUCUCCCUUCCUCAUCAGUGUUCCUAUGCAGAUCAAGUUGAAUACCGUUCGUGCAUAUCAACGACUCUGGAAUGACGCUGCCUCCACGAUAGCAGUGGUCACCACCAAUAUCAUCAUGGCUCUUAUUAUCGGUUCCUGUUUCUACGGCACGGAAGACGCCACUUCGGGUUUCCAGUCCAAAGGCGCAACUCUGUUCUUCGCCGUUCUCCUCAACGCUCUUACCGCAAUGUCUGAAAUCAACAGUCUCUACUCCCAACGUCCAAUUGUUGAAAAACAUGCAUCCUUCGCCUUUUACCAUCCUGCCACCGAAGCAAUCGCGGGUGUCCUCAGUGAUAUCCCGGUCAAGUUUACAUUGGCUGUCGCUUUCAACAUUAUCCUCUACUUCAUGUCUGGUCUCAAGCGUGAACCCGAUACCUUCUUCCUUUACUUCCUGAUCACAUUCAUUAUCACAUUCGUCAUGAGUGCUGUGUUCCGUACCCUGGCUGCAGUGACGAAAACCAUUGCACAAGCCAUGGGUUUGUCAGGAGUAAUGAUUCUCGCUCUCGUCGUCUACACUGGUUUCGUGAUUCCUGUUCCCUCCAUGCAUCCCUGGUUUGAAUGGAUCCACUACCUCAACCCGAUUUACUACGCAUUCGAAAUCUUGAUCGCCAACGAAUUCCACGGUCGCGACUUCCCUUGCUCGUCCUUCGUCCCAUCCUACGCCGAUCUCUCAGGUGAUGCAUUCAGUUGCAGCACUGCUGGUUCGGAGGCUGGCUCAUUGACUGUUAGCGGUGACCGUUAUAUUCAACUGAACUAUUCCUACAGCUACAGCCAUGUGUGGCGCAAUUUCGGUAUUCUCAUCGCAUUCCUCGUCGGCUUCAUGCUCAUCUACUUUGUUGCCACCGAGCUCAACUCCUCCACCACCAGCACUGCCGAAGCCCUGGUCUUCCGUCGUGGCCACGAGCCCGCUAGCAUGCGCCAAAGCCACAAGGCCGGAUCUGACGUUGAAAACGCCGAGCCCUCCAAGCCUGAAGUCUCUACCGAGUCUGACGACAAGGGAAUGGGCGCCAUUCAGGCCCAGACCGACACCUUCACUUGGCGCGAUGUUUCGUAUGAUAUUGAGAUUAAGGGCGAGCCUCGCCGUCUUCUCGACAAUGUCUCCGGAUGGGUUAAGCCCGGAACACUUACUGCCCUUAUGGGUGUCAGUGGUGCCGGUAAGACUACUUUGCUUGACGUUUUGGCCCACCGUACUUCGAUGGGUGUCAUCACUGGUGACAUGUUUGUCAACGGUCGCGGUCUCGAUGCUAGUUUCCAGCGAAAGACUGGAUACGUUCAGCAGCAGGAUCUUCACUUGGAUACUGCGACUGUGCGCGAGUCUUUGCGAUUCAGUGCCAUGUUGCGUCAGCCUGCCUCUGUCUCUACCCAAGAGAAGUAUGACUACGUUGAGGAUGUUAUCAAGAUGUUGAAAAUGGAGGAGUUCGCCGAGGCCAUUGUUGGUGUUCCCGGUGAGGGUCUUAACGUCGAGCAGCGCAAGCUUUUGACUAUUGGUGUUGAACUUGCCGCGAAGCCCAAGCUUCUUCUGUUCCUGGAUGAACCUACUAGUGGUCUCGAUUCUCAGUCAUCUUGGGCUAUCUGUUCGUUCCUUCGCAAGCUUGCCGAGCACGGCCAAGCGGUUCUUUGCACCAUUCACCAGCCUAGCGCUAUGCUGUUCCAGCAGUUCGAUCAACUUCUCUUCCUUGCUCGCGGUGGUAAGACCGUUUACUUCGGCCCGGUCGGCGACAACUCCAGCACUAUGCUCGAGUACUUCGAAUCCAACGGUGCCCGCAAGUGCGAUGAUACCGAGAACCCCGCGGAAUACAUGCUUAACAUUGUCAAUGCUGGUCAAAACAACAAGGGACAAGAUUGGUUCGAUGUCUGGAAGCAGAGCGAGGAGUGCACAGGAGUCCAGAACGAAUUGAACCGGAUCCACGCCGAGAAGGAGAAGGAAGCCCCCGCUGUCGAGGAGGAUACUUCCGCCAGCCACUCUGAGUUCGCCAUGCCCCUUUGGAGCCAAAUCUCUCUGGUCACCGUCCGUGUCUUCACACAAUAUUGGCGCAUGCCUUCUUACGUCCUGGCCAAGUGGGGUCUCGGAAUCGCUUCUGGUCUUUUCAUCGGUUUCUCAUUCUACGAUGCCAAAACCUCUCUGCAAGGAAUGCAGACGAUUAUCUACUCUCUCUUCAUGAUCUGCACAAUCUUCUCUUCGCUGUCUCAGCAGAUCAUGCCCGUCUUUGUCACCCAACGUUCCCUUUAUGAGGGACGUGAACGCCCCAGCAAAUCCUACUCUUGGAAGGCCUUCCUCAUCGCCAACAUCAUUGUCGAGGUCCCCUACAUGAUCGUGAUGGGUGUGUUGACUUAUGCCUGCUACUUCUACGCCGUUGUGGGAAUCCCAGAUUCCACCGCUCAGGGUACAGUGCUCGUCUUCUGCAUCGUCUUCUUCAUCUACGCCAGUACCUUCACCCACAUGGUCAUCGCCGGCCUCCCCGACGAACAAACCGCCAGUGCCGUCGUUGUGCUCCUCUUCGCCAUGUCUCUCACUUUCUGCGGUGUCAUGCAACCCCCCGGUUCCUUCCCCGGCUUCUGGAUCUUCAUGUACCGCGUCUCGCCAUUCACAUACUGGGUCGGCGGCAUGGCCAGUGCACAACUGCACGGCCGCCAAGUCAUUUGUUCAGCCUCCGAGCUGUCAAUUUUCAACCCCCCAUCCGGCCAGACUUGCAUGGAGUAUCUGAACAAGUACGCCACCGCGGCUGGAGGUCAAAUCCUCAACGGCGACGCAACCAGCGAUUGCCAGUACUGCCCUCUCUCUGUCGCUGAUCAGUCAUUGGCCGGGUUCGGCAUCGAGUACUCGCAGAGGUGGCGCAACUUCGGCAUCAUGUGGGCUUUCAUUGGUUUCAACGUCUUCAUGGCUGUCAUCAUGUACUACCUUAUUCGUGUGAAGCGCUGGAACAAGAAGGCUUGA
This is a messenger RNA of Penicillium olsonii, 4392 nucleotides long. The record is from the annotation of a GenBank genome assembly. NCBI's taxonomy places the organism in Eukaryota, Fungi, Ascomycota, Eurotiomycetes, Eurotiales, Aspergillaceae.